Molecule: messenger RNA, 1705 nt
Organism: Symphalangus syndactylus (siamang)
Lineage: Eukaryota; Metazoa; Chordata; Mammalia; Primates; Hylobatidae
Product: doublecortin domain-containing protein 1-like
Biological process (GO): intracellular signal transduction; regulation of mitotic cytokinesis
Cellular component (GO): midbody
Molecular function (GO): microtubule binding
Source: RefSeq, a predicted model, not a curated record
CACCGCUCAGAAGCGACGCUCCGCCCACCCCGACGCGGUCGCUAUGGUAACCGGUCACCGAUUCUAUGGAGUGGCGUUUACUACCAAUUGCAAAUAAGAAAAUCCCAGAUUCAUUCCAAGAUGGCCAAAUAGGAACAGCUCCGGCCUGCAGCUCCCAGCAUGAUUGAUGCAGAAGAUGGGUGAUUUCUGCAUUUCCAACUAAGUAGAGACGGGGUUUCACUGUGUUAGCCAGGAUGGUCUCGAUCUCCUGACUUCGUGAUCCGCCCACCUUGGCCUCCCAAAGUGCUGGGAUUACAGCUGAAAAUGGCACAAAUAGGAGCCGAAGAUCACAGAGAAGCACUAUCUCAGUCUUCCUUAUCCCUCUUGACUAAAACAAUGCAAGUAUUACAGCAAAGUAGCCCUGAAGGCACUUUGGAUGGGAAUACUGUAAACCCGAUUUACAAAUAUAUUUUGAAUGAUUUACCAAGAGAGUUUAUGUCAUCCCAGGCAAAAGCAGUUAUUAAAACUACUGAUGAUUAUUUGCAGUCUCAGUUUGGCCUCAACAGACUUGUGCAUUCAGCAGCAGUAUCAGAAGGGUCAGGACUUCAAGAUUGCUCCACACAUCAAACAGCAUCAGAUCACAGCCAUGAUGAAAUAUCAGACCUAGAUAGCUACAAAUCAAACAGUAAAAAUAAUUCUUGUUUUAUAUCAGCAUCCAAGAGAAACAGACCUGUCAGUGCUCCAGUGGGUCAACUGAGGGUUGCAGAGUUCUCUUCUUUAAAAUUUCAGUCAGCCCGGAAUUGGCAGAACUUGUCUCAAAGACACAAACUUCAACCAAGAGUGAUUAAAGUAACAGCUUACAAAAAUGGAUAUUCAACAGUCUUUGCCAGAGUUACUGUACCAACCAUCACCUUGCUGCUGGGAGAGUGCACAGAAAAGCUGAAUCUGAACAUGGCCGCAAGACGAGUGUUCUUGGCAGACAGCAAGGAAGCCCUCGAACCUGAAGAUGUACCCCAUGAAGCCGAUGUUUAUGUUUCAACGGGAGAGCCCUUUUUAAAUCCAUUCAAAAAAAUUAAAGACCAUCUGUUGUUAAUGAAGAAAGUAACUUGGAAAAUGAAUGGGUUGAUGCUUCCUACUGAUGUCAAAAGACGGAAAACCAAGCCUGUUCUUUCUAUUAGAAUGAAGAAACUUACUGAGAGGACCUCAGUCUGAAUUCUGUUCUUUAAGAAUGGCAUGGGGCAGGAUGGGCAUGAGAUUACAGUGGGAAAAGAAACAAUGAAAAAGGUUUUAGAUACUUGCACAAUAAGAAUGAAUCUAAAUUUACCAGCCAGAUAUUUUUAUGAUUUGUAUGGCAGAAAAAUUGAAGAUAUUUGAAAAGUUCCUCUGCUUGAAAAAUGCCUGCAAAAUUCCAUCACACCUUUGCGAGGACCACUUUGGGUCUCUAAUGGAGAAGGUUUCAGCCCCUCAGGAGCUAAGAUGUACAUCCAAGGAGUUCUUUUGGCCCUGUACCAACGAUUAAAGUCUGCAAAAAAAUUAUUAUAAACAGUUGAACCUAGUCAUGAAUGAACAGGAGAAAAUUACAGAAAAAGUCAUUCUUUCAGUGACAGCAAAGGAACACCAUAAGGAACAAGAAGUGAGCAGGCUGAUUGAUGAAUUGCAGACAGCUAUCAAAAGCAACAGAGGUCAUCUCUGUAAACUUGGCCCCCAAUUACAGGCUGAGCAGGAG